GUCUACGAGCUCAUCAACUCGCGCUGGAUCGACCAGGGCACCGCUUUUUGCUUCGGCCACUACGACGACUCCACCCAGGAGGCCCUCCUCAUCGCCCGCGCAGAGUCCAGCUACAGCGAGGUCAUCCUUCAAACUAGCAUUCGCUCCAGCGACGUCUAUCAGCGGCAGCAGGACACGCUCAUCGUCUGGACCGAGCCCGACGGCGUCGACUACGCGCUCAGCUUCCAGGACCCCGAGGGCUGCGCCGAGGUAUGGCAGUUCAUCCUCGAAGUACAGCGCAUCCACCAGACCGGAUCUGGUGCCGGCGGCGCAGGACCUGACCCAUCCCUGGCGCCGGCGAACAUCAUCAAAAACGGUCUCCCGCAGCCCGCGCUCGGUAUAAUUGGCGAUAUAGAGAAGGCGAUCAAGAUGAUGUCGCGUGUCGCGACGGGGAAGGACAAGGUCUGCGAGUACAUACAUCGAUCGAAAUACCUCAAGGGGAUGAUCGACGUUCUCGCGCAGGCGGAGGACCUCGAGUGCCUCGACGACUUGCACGCGCUGUGUACUCUGAUGCAGACGAUCCUCUUGAUGAACGACCAUACUUUGUAUGAGCAUAUACUGGACGACGAGUACUUUAUCGGUGUUGUAGGCAUGCUCGAAUACGACCCCGAGUUCCCGACGCACAAGGCGAACUACCGCGACUUUUUGCGCACGUCCGCCAACUUCCACGAGCCGAUCGCGCUGCACGACGCGAGCGUGCAGAAGAAGGUGCACCACACGUACCGGCUGCAGUUCCUCAAGGACGUCGUCCUCGCGCGCAUCCUCGACGACUCGACGUUCAACGUGCUCAACUCGUGCAUCAUCUUCAACCAGAUCGACAUCAUCAACCACGUGCAGAACGACGUGCGCUUCCUCGGCGAGAUCGUCGACCUCUUCGUCAACGCGGACGGGAGCGCGCGCGCCGAGGACGACGACAACGGGCUGGGGACUUUGUCGCGCCGGCGCGCGGUGCUCCUGCUGCUGCAGCAGCUGUGCAUCAUGGGCAAGAACGUGCAGCUGCCGACGCGCAUGGCGCUCUUCAAGCUGCUCGUCGACCGCGGCGUCGUGCACGCGACGCAGUGGGCGCUCGCGCGCCCCGAGGGCGAGCCGGAGGGGCGGCGGAUGAUCGCGGUCGGCGGGGAGGUGCUCACGACGCUGCUGGACCACGACGUGAACGGCGUGCGGGAGCACGUGUUGCGGCAGUUCGAGGGCGUCGAGGGCGCGGGUGCGGGCCCGAGCAGUGGGAGAGAGAGGGAGCAGACGCUGCUGUCGUUGUUGUGCUUGAUGCUGGUGAGCAGCCGCGAGUUGGCGGUGCAGACGCUCGUUGGGGAUGCGCUGCGGAUGAUGCUCGAGAUGCCGCUGCCGGACGGCGCGGAUCCUAUGGUGCGUGUCUCCUUUUCCCGACUCCAUGGGCAGACGCUGCCUAUAUGCGCCGUGCCUGGGCUGAUUCUCACUUUUAUUUUUCCCCGUGCAGCAGAUUCCGACGAAGAUGUUCUCGCGUCCAAAGGACGACCCCAAGACGGAACGUUUUCUCGACUGUUUCUACAAGCUCUGCAUUCACCCGCUGCUCAAGCCUGUCUUCGACGUCCCAGACCGCAAGCUAUUCACAGGUGA
Heterobasidion irregulare TC 32-1 is the source of this 1632-nucleotide messenger RNA. RefSeq lists its product as uncharacterized. The annotation marks the transcript as partial. Lineage: Eukaryota; Fungi; Basidiomycota; Agaricomycetes; Russulales; Bondarzewiaceae. Gene Ontology annotation, molecular function: protein phosphatase activator activity. The record is from RefSeq and is a predicted model, not a curated record. Gene Ontology annotation, biological process: protein dephosphorylation; DNA damage response. Gene Ontology annotation, cellular component: protein phosphatase 4 complex; nucleoplasm. The transcript is spliced from 8 exons.